GUAUUCUAUAUUGUUAUUUUUUAUGAUAUGAAUUAAGUGUUUUAUUCCAGCUGUUUCAUUUAUUAUAUUGCACCACUGCGUCAAAGUAACAAUCCCCACCUUGAAAUGCAACCAUUUGAUUUUAUUUUGUAAUUUGUUUUUUAAUGUAUAGCCUACAGCGCUGUGAAAUUACAUUUCCUCCAUACAGUGUUCGGCUCAUGUGAUCAGCUCGUCUCCUCCCGAAAGCCGUAUCUCAUUCUCGUCACGUUCUCAUGCUGGUUUCUUCAAUGAAUGUGUCCAUGAAUGACAUCUGCUUGGGCUCAACCUGCACAGUACUAAAAGGACGGCAAUGGCUGGGACAGGCAGUGCUGGGCGGGUUGUCUUUACAUAAUAUGCCGGGUUGACAUGGUUUUAAAAUGCUCAGGCUGACGAUCAAAAGGAAUUGCCUCCCCUCUUCUUUUUUUAAUUAUUUUUUUUACUCCGACUUUUCCAGUUGGGGGAGAGACCCGACUGCGGCGCAGCGUUGAUGCAGUAUUUUCUCUUUUUCUCUUUUUUUCCCUCUCUUGUUAUAAAAGCUUUGGAUCAGACAGAGCAGAGUUGGGAUGAAAUAUUCAACAUCACACACGCACGCACACGCGCGCGCGCACACACACGCACACAGUACAGUAUCUGGAGUGGAGGAUGAUUCAUAUUACUUACACUCCAAGUGAUUCAGUUACACAAGACUCUGUAAUGAUUUCACUGUUUAUUAUUAGUGGCCGGUCUUUCACGCCUACAUUUUCCCACCAAGUUGGGUGUUGCCCGCAGGUGUUGACACUCCUAAUGUUUGACUUUGGUGGCCAUUUCUUCUAGUUUGCAUGUUGAUCAAUAAGCCAGGAGGCUGCUCUUUGGGCCUUCUCCUCCUUCAUUCACAGCUCUGAUCUGAAUCAGUGACGCAGAAUACAUUGACCCUGGUCUUCUCAAAUAUUCCCAUCCUCGCCUCAUAUUGUCCCAUAUCUGUGCCCACAGAGCGGCUUGUUGACUUCUCCGUAACCGUCCAGCCCUCGGCGUCCCCAUGCCUCCAUCUCCUCUUGACGACAGAAUUGUGGUGGCGCUGCCAAGGCCGAUCCGACCUCAGGAACUCCAACUGUGCCUGGACACCAGCUACCUGGACUCCAUCACCACCAGCAGCAGCAGCAGCAACAACACCAUCAUCAGCACCACUGUGGUGAAGAUCCGGGCGACGGCCAAUCUUGUAACGUAUAUGCCCUCAUCCAAGGGCUCCACGCGCUCAUUGUCGUGUGGAUGCAGCAGUGCCAGCUGCUGCUCAGUGACUACCUAUGAGAAGGACAACCAGAGCAUCAACCACAGCCAGGUGAGUGCAAGCAGCCCUAACCUCAGCUAUGCCGGGCCUCCCACCUCUAUGGUCAGCAACCACGAAGCAUCAAGCACCCCCAGUCUCGCCCCGGGCACCCCGAAGGCCCUAUCCAAGGCCCUGUCAUGCGUGAGGGUCAUCCACCCCAACGAGCUGGCCAAACGGAUGACCUGCUGCCCCAUGGGACACCCCGUGGGGCCCGUGCCGGUCAUCAUCGACUGCCGGCCCUUCAUGGAGUACAACAAGAGCCACAUCCGGGGGGCCGUGCACAUCAACUGCUCCGACAAGAUCAGCCGGCGGCGGCUGCAGCAGGGCAAGAUCACUGUGCUGGACCUCAUCUCCUGCCGCCAGGGCAAGGACUCUUAUAAGGGCAUCUUCUCCAAAGAGAUCGUGGUUUACGAUGAGAGCACCAUGGACCCCAACCGGCUGACGUUCUCCCAGCCACUGCAUGUGGUCCUGGAGUCACUGAGGAGGGAGGGCAAGGACCCCAUCAUCCUCAAAGGAGGCCUGAGCUGCUUCAGGCAGAGCCAUGAGAACCUGUGUGAACACUCGCUGCACCUUCACGAGGACCCCGGUGCUGCUGCUGGCCGGACCGGCCCUCUACCUCACUCCCUGCCCUCCACGCCGGACAUAGAGAACGCGGAGAUGACACCAAUCCUGCCCUUCCUCUAUCUGGGGAACGAGCACGACGCUCAGGACAUCCACCUGCUGCAGCGCUUCAACAUCGGCUACAUCCUAAACGUGACCACCCACCUGCCGCUCUUCCACUACGACACGGGAUGCUUCGUCUACAAGCGCCUGCCCGCCACGGACAGCAACAAGCAGAACCUGCGGCAGUACUUUGAGGAGGCGUUUGAAUUCAUCGAGGAAGCCCAUCAAGCAGGUUUGGGCCUCCUGAUCCACUGCCAGGCAGGCGUGUCUCGUUCAGCCACCAUCGUGAUAGCCUAUCUGAUGAAGCACACCUGGAUGACCAUGACAGACGCCUACAAGUUUGUCAAAACCAGAAGGCCCAUCAUCUCCCCGAACCUCAACUUUAUGGGCCAGCUGCUGGAGUUCGAGGAGGACCUCAACAAUGGAAUAACGCCACGAAUCCUCACACCAAAGCUGAUUGGUGUAGAAACUGUUGUCUAACCGAACCCUCUGGACUCGACGCUCGCACUUGUACUCACUCUCACUGCUCUCUCCAGAGAGAUCGGCUGCUCUAUGAGCUACGU
Molecule: messenger RNA, 2547 nt
Organism: Pseudoliparis swirei
Lineage: Eukaryota; Metazoa; Chordata; Actinopteri; Perciformes; Liparidae
Gene: dusp10
Product: dual specificity phosphatase 10
Exons: 4
Coding region: 1034-2464 (476 amino acids)
Biological process (GO): protein dephosphorylation; negative regulation of JUN kinase activity
Cellular component (GO): cytoplasm; cytosol
Molecular function (GO): protein tyrosine/threonine phosphatase activity; MAP kinase tyrosine/serine/threonine phosphatase activity
Source: RefSeq, a predicted model, not a curated record